AUGGUAUUUCUUAAAGAAUUAACAUUACGUCUCAAUGUUUGUGAUCGAUUGACAUUCAUUGAUGCAACACAAUUGAAUAAUGAAAUUCUCAUUCAUAUGCCACGACUUCAAACAUUAACUUUUAAUAUUAUAACUUUCAUCAAAACAUUCAACGGAACAAAUCGAAAGACAAUCAACAACAUUCAAUAUACAUUUUACAAUGGAAAAAACCAUCAACUCGUUUAUUACGUUGAUUUUUAUGCACGUGGAAAGGCUCAAUCUCAUAUCUAUUCGAUUCCAUAUGUAUUAAAUGAUCUGAACAAUAUCAGUAGCAAUUUUCCUGGAGGAUUAUUUUCAUGUGUUCAUGAUAUAUCAUUAAUUGAUAUUGAAUUUCCAUUUGAGCAUGAUUUCUUCUUGAAAAUUAGUCGUUGCUUUCCAUUACUUACUCAUCUAUUUGUCUUAAACAUAGUACCACAAAAACACAAACGACCGUCUCAAUUAAACACAACUGAUCAAAUCUCAUCGAUUGUUGAAUUUCCUCAUCUGACCAGUCUUCGUAUCUCUCAGGGAUGUAUUGAUUAUAUGGAGCAAUUUCUUAUUGAUACGAAUACACAUUUACCACAUCUUGUUGAACUUAAUAUUCAUUAUGAACAUUUAUUAAUUGUAACAGAAAAUUUCACUCGUGAUGCAACACGUAGAAAUUGUGUCAAUGUAGAACAUUUGAUUUCCGACAGAUUAUUGGUACAUUCCAAAGAUUUUUAUUUAUACUUUCCUAAUUGUAAAUAA
Messenger RNA from Rotaria sordida, 765 nucleotides. The record is from the annotation of a GenBank genome assembly. NCBI's taxonomy places the organism in Eukaryota, Metazoa, Rotifera, Eurotatoria, Philodinida, Philodinidae.